AUGCCAAGCUCAACCCACGUUGCGAGUUUGGUGGUGCAAUUUGUCAAGUUAAAGACGGAGGGCAAGCGAAUUGGGGGAAAACUCCAAGAAAAAAAGACCGGCACUGGGCUUCUUCUGGGGGUGCGGAAAACCGGCGCUGGGACGGCGUGGUUCGUCGCUCCAGCCCUGUUCGUUCCAUUCCAUCCGCUCUGUAGCACUACAAUUUUGCCGUCCGCGGAUGGAGUGGGCUGUUUUGGGGCGCCACAACCCUUCAAAUCGUCCAGUUCCUGUUGCGGCUCUUGUUUUGUUGGCGUUGUAUUUCUGGCAGACCGAAUCAGGAAGGCCAUGGUCCGUAGUUGUAUCGGUGUGGUCUCGUAUGGUCCAAAUCCUAAGAAUCCCAUCUUCGUUCUCUGGUACGUCGUCGUCGUAAUGAACGCCACCGGAAAGCCAUCUGACGGUGAGCCGAACGUAGUCUCGCCCACUCAAAGUGUAUAUACCGGCACAAUUAGCUUCGGGCUCAGGCAAGGCGGACGCCUACGCCCUUUCAGUCGGGUCUCGCUUCAAUUCGAUCUUAUUUCGUCCGGUCACCAUUGUUGUAAGGUGGUGGGAAUGCGUGACCUGUUGGCCCGCAAUCCGAUCCUGAACUAUACGGUGAGAACACCAAGAGGCUCUCUACUUCAUUCCCGUGGAAGUUUCAUCCGUAUGCACUCCGGCUGUUCAGCUGUCUUGGCUUCCGCUGGACCCUGUGCUUCUAUUUGCAAGAGUAGUAUUGCCAUCUCGAGGUCUAUGCGUUCCUCGUUGGCGAGGAUUGAAAGCACUGACAAAGAAUCGCCCCUGCAGCAGCUGAUGAUCAAUAACAAUCUGAGCCAUCAUAUUUGCCCCAAGUAA
This is a messenger RNA of Colletotrichum abscissum, 867 nucleotides long. RefSeq lists its product as uncharacterized. Bases 1 to 867 code for a protein of 288 amino acids. The transcript has a single exon. The record is from RefSeq and is a predicted model, not a curated record. NCBI's taxonomy places the organism in Eukaryota, Fungi, Ascomycota, Sordariomycetes, Glomerellales, Glomerellaceae.